Molecule: messenger RNA, 486 nt
Organism: Prorocentrum cordatum
Lineage: Eukaryota; Dinophyceae; Prorocentrales; Prorocentraceae
Source: the annotation of a GenBank genome assembly
UAAAGGGAGGUUUGUCCACCGCCGAAAGCUCAGUGAGUAUCGGUGUUUUGUUCUUCUACCAUCGCGGACAAGUGCCACGAGGGGCCCAUCGACAUGAACAGGGUCUCUCCAGAGGCGCUAGGCAAGGACAAGUACUGGAAGAAGGGGGAGGUGCCCGCGGAGAGGUUUGACAAGCAGAAGCAGACGGGGGGCAUGGUUCUGGAGUAUAUGGAGCACAUGAUCUACGGAUUCGAGCCACCUCAGAUUGUUCCAUUCUGGAAGGGCACGAAGGUCGGGCGGACUGCAUGCUUUUUUUGUUUUUUGUCUGUAUGUGCGUGAGUGUGCGUGUGAGUGUGCGGCUGCUCGACGGUGUCGGCUACGCCCGCCCCUCUCUGAGAGCACAGCUUAGUUUGCGACGUCAUACAAGUAGUAAUUCACUGGGGCGAGCUUCUCGUUCUCGUUUCACUCGAACCGCUGAUUGCACUCGGCGCGGGCGCCAUAGGGAAU